CGAUACUUGAAUUUCUGAAUUCUCUCUAAAAUUUCAACUAUCUGAGCUUGGACUGUCCAACUCUUCUUCCUAAAAUCAUCAUACGUCUUGAUUCUUAAAGAAUAUAGUGGAAUUUUCACACUCUGUACAUGGAAGAAUCCACCGAAGAAUUGGAACCGCUUUUCGAUUACAGCCGCGUUCAGCCGAAAGAUGUCAUAUGGAUUGAUGAUGCCGACGACUGCCUCGAUUCGCCCCCAACUCCCUCUCGGAAACGUAAAAGUAGUAGCACUUCCUUAGUUGAAGAAGCGGGUAAAAGCGGCAAAGUUGUAAAUGUCACUGAUUCUGAAGAAAACGAAGAGGAUUGGCUCCCUCCUCCACCUAAGAUUUCGAAUGCUGCACUGAAAAUCGAACCCGAUUCAACCAUAAAAGAGUUGAGGUUAAAGAAACAGGAGUUGGCGUCAUUUGCUCAGUCAGCUGAAGAUGAGUUACGAGCUGUUGAAGAAUCAGCCAAAAGAGAAGUUAGUAGUUCGAUGCAGUCUUUGUUAAAUUCUCAGGAAAGUCAACCAUCUAAGCCUCUUGAUGAGAGAGCUAAGGUUGUCAUUUCUAUCCAGGACAAGGAAGGGGUCAAACAAUUUCGUGUAUUCAUGGAUGAGAAGUUUGAGAGGAUAUUCAAAAUGUAUGCUGAAAAAGUUAAGCGCGACAUAGGAAGCUUAGUUUUCUGUUUUGACGGAGAUAAGAUAAGUCCAACUGCAACUCCUGAUGGCCUUGGCAUGGAGGACAAUGACAUAAUUGAAGUGCAUGAUAAAUCGAGAUGACCAGACUGCAUUAGCUCCAUGCCUUUCCUGCAAUUUUUGAGCGUAUGCAUGUGCUUCUGAUUAUCUUGUAUUGUUUCCAUAUUACUUUCGGUGUUUUGACAUAUAUUUGUAACGGCCUUGGCAAAAGAAUUCGGUAAAGCAAGUGUAAUUUUAGAGUUGUGAAUUUGUGAUAAAUAAGUUGGUUUUGAAGAUGUUCUGGAAUCAUUUGGUCA
This is a messenger RNA of Nelumbo nucifera (sacred lotus), 1006 nucleotides long. Its product is annotated as Ubiquitin-like superfamily protein. The record is from RefSeq and is a predicted model, not a curated record. NCBI's taxonomy places the organism in Eukaryota, Viridiplantae, Streptophyta, Magnoliopsida, Proteales, Nelumbonaceae.